AAGUCAUGGUUUAACUUCAGAAACAACACUCAGAUUCCCCCAAAACCCUAACCUUCCUUCCAUUCUUCAUCGGCUAGUUUGCGGUAAUUCCAGAUGGCAGAGGUGGAUGUUCAAAAUCUGCUUCUUGGAGAAACGACUUGCGGAACAUUACUGCAUCAGUUGCAAAAAAUUUGGGAUGAGGUUGGUGAAAGCGAUGAAGAAAGAGAUAAGAUGCUUCUUCAGAUUGAGCAAGAGUGUUUGGAUGUUUACAAGAGGAAAGUGGACCAAGCAACAAAGUCAAGAUCACACCUUCUUCAGACACUUGCAGAUGCUAAUCUUGAACUCUCCACUCUGCUUGCAUCUCUCGGGGAGAAAUCUUUUGUUGGGAUUCCAGAGAAGACCACAGGAACCAUCAAGGAGCAACUUGCUGCUAUUGCACCGGCUCUAGAACAACUAUGGAAGCAGAAGGAUGAACGGAUAAAGGAGUUCUCAGAUGUACAGAGUCAGAUACAAAAGAUAUGUGGAGAAAUUGCAGGGAGCGGUGAUCGUUUAGGAAACCAAGUUGUUGAUGAGUCCGAUUUAUCCUUGAAGAAGUUGGAUGAAUUCCAUGAUCAGCUACAAGAACUUCAGAAAGAAAAGAGUGAUAGACUGCACAAGGUCCUUGAGUUAGUGAGCACUGUUCAUGAUCUUUGUGCUGUUCUUGGGAUUGAUUUUUAUAGUACAGUUACAGAGGUUCAUCCGAGUCUGAAUGAUGCAGCCGGUGUAGAAUCUAAAAGCAUAAGCAAUGACACGCUAGCUAGGUUGGCAAAGACUGUCGUAGCUUUAAAAGAAGAUAAGAAGCAAAGGUUGCAGAAGCUUCAAGAGUUGGCAACCCAGCUAACUGAUCUGUGGAAUUUGAUGGAUACGUCUGAAGAAGAACAGGGCUUGUUUAGUCAUGUUACUUGUAAUAUAUCGGCUUCAGUUGAUGAAGUGAACGUCCCAGGGGCCCUUGCUCUCGAUUUGAUCGAGCAGGCCGAGGUGGAAGUGGAACGGCUAGAUCAGCUAAAAGCUAGCAGAAUGAAAGAGAUUGCUUUCAAGAGACAAGGCGAGCUUGAAGAGAUAUUUGCACGUGCACAUAUUGAGAUCGACAUGCAGGCUGCCAGGGAGAAAAUCUUGGCCCUGAUUGAUUCUGGGAAUGUGGAACCUACCGAGUUGCUAGCUGACAUGGAUAAUCAGAUCAUAAAAGCGAGAGAAGAGGCUCUCAGUAGAAAAGAUAUUUUGGAUAAGGUUGAAAAAUGGAUGUCGGCUUGUGAAGAAGAGAGUUGGCUUGAGGAUUACAAUAGGGAUGACAACAGGUACAAUGCAAGCAGAGGCGCACAUUUGAAUCUUAAGCGAGCCGAAAAGGCCAGAAUUUUGGUGAACAAAAUUCCAGCUCUCGUUGACACCUUGGUUGCCAAGACUCGGGCUUGGGAAGACGACCAUGGACUCACUUUCAUGUAUGAUGGGGUUCCAUUACUCGCCAUGCUAGACGAAUAUGCAUUGCUCAGGCAUGACAGGGAAGAAGAGAAACGAAGACUGAAGGAUCAGAAGAAAUUCCUUGAACAACCAAAUACCGAGCAAGAACCCGUAUUUGGUUCAAGAUCAAGCCCGGCUAGGCCCGUUAGUAGUACAAAAAAGGUGGUGGGCCCACGUGCGAACGGAACUCCAACCAGACGGCUGUCUCUGAAUCAAAAUGGAGGGAGGUCAGUGAACAAAGAUGGGAAGAGGGAGCACACAAAGCCACUUGGUGCAUUGAACUAUGCGGCCAUAUCGAAAGAGGAUGCAGGCUCACACAUAUCUGGCACCGAGCCGGCUCCCAGCACACCUUAAUUAGACUGAUUAGAGCGAUCGAAAUAAGAGUGAAAUAUUGUAGGAUUUGGUGUUAUUAUAAUGAGAGCUUAGACGCCUACUGCGUUAGAGAGAUGUAUCACGUUUGAACGUUCAUGUUCGUUGUAUCGGUAUCCGUUAGUUACCUUAUCUAACCACUUUUGCUAAUUUAUCUUCGAGUAAAUUAUGUUUUACGUCUA
Cynara cardunculus var. scolymus (artichoke) is the source of this 2024-nucleotide messenger RNA. RefSeq names its product 65-kDa microtubule-associated protein 1-like. Gene Ontology annotation, biological process: microtubule cytoskeleton organization; cytokinesis by cell plate formation. Gene Ontology annotation, cellular component: cytoplasm; spindle. The transcript has 10 exons. Lineage: Eukaryota; Viridiplantae; Streptophyta; Magnoliopsida; Asterales; Asteraceae. The record is from RefSeq and is a predicted model, not a curated record. Gene Ontology annotation, molecular function: microtubule binding. Bases 94 to 1827 code for a protein of 577 amino acids.